AUGUCGUUUAUGAGAUGCCUUCUGCCUGGAGAGGAGGGCACAGAAGACUUCGCUGCCAUUCGAAGUGCUCGAGUGCUGUUGCUGGCGGCGCUGGUGGCUGCGGCGCGCGCGGGCGGGCCCGCCGCCUACACCACCUACACGGCGACGGCGGACGCGCUGGGCGGCGUCGGCCACACGCACGAGAGCACCGUCAAGGGCUUCGGCGGCCAGAACGUCCUCUCGCAGUACUCCAAGUCGGUGGACACGCCCACCUCCAGCGUGCGCAUCUCCAGCUCGCGCUCCAGCAACGACGUGGGCUACGGCGCCGCCGGCGUGGCCUACGGCGCGCCCGCCCUGCCGCGUUCGCCACCGCGCCGCACCGCCGUGGCCUACGGCGCCCCCGCCGGCGUCACCUACACCUCGGCGCGCCCGCCCUCCGCGUCGCCGCCAGCCGCCCCCGCCGUGACGUACGGCGCCCUGCACGCGGCCGCCCCGCGGGCGUCACCUACACCUCGCAGCGCCCGCCCUUCGCGUGGCCGCCGCCCCUGCCUGGCCUAUCGGCGCCCCGCCGGCGUCACCUACACCUCGGCCCGCCCGGCCGUCCGCGUGGCUGCCGCGCCCGCUGCCGUCACCUACACGUCCGCAGCUCCCGCCUUCGGUGGCCGCGGCCCCGCCGUCCUCCUACGCCGCUCCCGCGUGUCUUACGCGCCCCCGCCGUCCGCGUGGGCCGCGGCUCCCCGCCGUGUCCUACGCCGCCCCCCCGCUGUGUCCUACCGCGCCCCGCUGCUGUUCGCGUGGCCGCCGCCGCCCCGCCGUCAGCGUCGCCACCGCUCCCGCCGGCGUCACCUACGGCUCCGGAUACGCCUACGGCCUCCGGUCUGGCUUACGGCUCCGGCCCUCGGGUACGGCUCCGGUCUGGCUUACGGCUCUGGCCUCGGCUACGGCUCCGGUCUGGCUUCGGCGGCGUCCCCGCCCCUGGCUCGGCUCCGGUCUGGCCUUACGGCCUGGUUCGUCCGGUUGAACGUGGCAUACGGCGCCCGCGCGUCGCCGCGCCCGCCUCCGCGUGGUCCGCCGGCCCCGCGCUGGCGUACGGAGGCGGAUACGGGUACGGAUACGCGCGCCCGCUUGGGCGUACGCGCCGCCCCCGCCGUCGCCAAGACCGUCUCCUACUCCGCCGCCCCCGCGACCAGCACGCACACCUUCAGCGGCCACGGCACCAGCUACUCCUGGUAA
This is a messenger RNA of Gryllus bimaculatus (two-spotted cricket), 1212 nucleotides long. Lineage: Eukaryota; Metazoa; Arthropoda; Insecta; Orthoptera; Gryllidae. The record is from the annotation of a GenBank genome assembly.